UGUACCCGAACGCAGCAUUCGUCAUCGUUGCUGCAGCUUUCUGCGCAUCAUCUUUUGUCUCGGCCGUGAUAUAUGAUCUCUUCUAGAACCUAAUGUUACUUUUUGUAUACACGCAAUGCUUGUUUAACCCAUUAACGCUACCUCGGUUUAUUACUUGCAUUUAGUGCCGCAGGCUUGAUUAAAAUUCGCCCGAGAUGAAUUCCUGCACGCACGUCAUUCAGGUGACAAAUGUCUCACCAAGCACAACCUCGGAACAAAUGAGGACUCUCUUCGGCUUUUUGGGAAACAUAGAGGAACUCAAACUCUUUCCACCCGAGACACAUUCUGUCUCAUCAACUUUAGAGUCCGUUUGUCCAUUGAGGCGACUGCCUUGAGUUAAGAAGACGCCUUAUCUGGUUGUCCCUGUUUGUAUGCUGUGCACAACAUAUGUGUGUUUUCUUCCAGUGACUCUCCCUUGCCUGUGACUUCACGUGUGUGUUUUGUAAAGUUCCUUGAGUCUGAGUCGGUGGGCGUCUCCCAGCACUUGACCAACACCGUCUUCGUGGACCGGGCCUUGAUCGUAGUGCCGUUUGCAGAAGGAGUCAUUCCUGAUGAAUCAAAAGCUAUGUCGCUGCUGGCUCCGGCCAACGCCGUGGCGGGAAUGAUGCCUGGGGCGGGCCUUCUUCCAACACCCAAUCCUCUGGCUUCUAUGGGAGGGACCCCGUUUGGAGCGCCCAAUUUGGAGCAGAUUGCUGCAAUGGGAAUAGCGGGACCUAACAUGAACCCCCAGGCCCUUUCUGCAGACUUCCUGAAGCUCAUGCAGUCUAUGGAUCCAAAGUUGAGUCCACUUGCAGCUGGACUGAACAUAAAUCCUGGCUUGAAGAAUGACGGCUCAAACAAGGAAAUUGAGGAGGCCAUGAAACGAGUUCGAGAGGCUCAAUCCCUCAUUUCUGCCGCCAUCGAACCAGGAAGUAAGAAAGAUAAACGCAAACAUUCUCGGUCCCGGUCCCGGUCACGACGGAGACGCUCCAGAUCUCGCUCAAGACACCGACGCUCCCACAGCAGGUCUCGGAGGAGAUCCCAUUCAAGGACCAGAAGGAAGUCUAAAAGCCCACGGAGGAGGAAGUCUCACUCCCGAGAUAGAAGCCGUCGCAGCAGAUCCAGGUUGGCCUUGCGGGACAGGAAGGAGGAAAAGUCCAAGAAGAGGUCAAAGACGCCACCCAAGAGUUACAGCAGUGCGAGGAGGUCUCGCAGUGUCAACCGGAGGCACAGGCGAAGCCGCAGUGGAUCCAGGUCCUCUAAAAAACGCUUGACCAGGUCUCCAUCGCCCAGACGGCACAAGAAGGAGAAGAAGAAGGACAAAGAUCGUGAGAAGGAACGAGAGAGAGAGCGGAGGGAACACAGGGACCAAGGUAGAGAGCAGAGGGAACGUUCAUCCAGUAAGAAGAAAAGCAAAGACAAAGAGCGAGACCACGACCGCAAGUCAGAUAGCGACAAAGGCGAUGUGAAGGUGACGCGGGAUUACGACGAAGAGGAGCAGGGCUACAGCAGUGAAAAGGACAUGGAGGAGGAUGAGGAGAGGAAGAGUGACUCGGACUCCGCCUCAUCACCCAAAGGGCUCAACAUAAUGGAGAGAAGCCAGUGCCAUGCUCCCAAAAAGUCCAAACUCAAUGGAGAUGAUCACCAUCAGGAAGACAUGGAAAUGAGUGACUAAGAUCCGCAUUUCCAGGGUAUUUUUAAUGUGGGCAACUUAUUACUGUAUCUGUGCCUGAUCAUUUGAAGUACAAUGUGGUAUUAACUGUAAACAAAACAAAGGUGUAGGAUGAAGGACUAUAAUGCGGUUAUCAUUUUAAGACUUCUCUUGUACUUUUGGUGCUUGAUGUCAGUUUUCAAUGAAAUACUUCUUCUUCCUCACUAUUCAGCUUUUCCCAUAACAUGUCCAGUUCCAUUUUCAUUUCCAGUCCUUUAUAUGUGAACACUGAAAUAUGGUUUUGUUUUACAAAAUGAAACUAAUAAAACUGGUGCAAUUUCA
Syngnathus acus (greater pipefish) is the source of this 2011-nucleotide messenger RNA. RefSeq names its product serine and arginine rich splicing factor 11 (gene srsf11). The transcript has 12 exons. The record is from RefSeq and is a predicted model, not a curated record. The coding region runs from base 605 to 1693 and encodes 362 amino acids. Lineage: Eukaryota; Metazoa; Chordata; Actinopteri; Syngnathiformes; Syngnathidae. Gene Ontology annotation, cellular component: nucleoplasm. Gene Ontology annotation, molecular function: RNA binding.